GUGAUUUCGGUUGAUGAACGGUUGUUAGAUGCAAUUUGUCGCAUUCAGAGAUGGUGGCGACGAAUUCUUCAGCGCCGAAAACUUGAGCAGUCGGCAAUUCGUAACCUGUUGAUAAGCCAGAAGAAAAGAAUGCUCAGUAGAUCUGUAUCAGCAAGAUCGAGUACACCUUUAAAUACUCGACUUUAUCAUUCGCCAAGAAUCGCUACUAACAUAAUGAAGAAAAUGAAAAACUUUGAACCCUUUGUGCGAAGCAAUGGAGAUAUCAAUUUUAGAUCUUCUUCAUUCAGGUUAAAGGAAGAGAAACCUUUAACGCGCCUAAACAAAUUUGAUGAGAACCUUUCUUCAUUACAACCAGUGAAUGGUGGUCCGAGUUCCUUUUUAAUGGGCAAAAAUACUGAGGAACUAAUGAAUGCCAUUAUGGCAGAUCUUGAAAAAUUGGGAGCUGUUCAGUCAGAGCUUGUUUUACAUAACGGUCAGCGUCCCAAGGAAAGUGGAAAAAGUGCUAAAACAUUGCAAAAGAUAAAUCAGUUACUUAAGGACGCACAGUCUACGGUAACAAUGAGCUCUGAAGGUGAUAACCAGCAAUCCUUUGAGAUCAGUCAGUCUCCAAAUCGAAAUCCUGCAGCACAACAGAGCUACGGCAGGGACUCCAUUCUAACACCCAGACAACUCUGCCCUUUAAGAGACGAAUCGCUUUCUAACAAUAAAACAUUAACAGUAUCUAACGGAAAUACAACAUAUGAUCUUCAAGGUGAACUUGAGAUAUCCCCUGUUUUCUCAAAGAAUUCAUCCGAAAAUAUGGUAAGUCCAAAAGGCAAUAAUGUUAGAUAA
Rodentolepis nana is the source of this 831-nucleotide messenger RNA. Lineage: Eukaryota; Metazoa; Platyhelminthes; Cestoda; Cyclophyllidea; Hymenolepididae. The record is from the annotation of a GenBank genome assembly.